UUAAAGACUGACAUAUUUGUAGCAGGAUGAAGACAAGCUCUGUAGGAAUACACCAUUUUAUCAAAGGGCCCAUGAACAGAAUUUUGUGAGAAAUUGAAGCAAGAAACUAACCUGGCUCAGAUCCAUUCAGGUGUUAGAAAACAGCCCCAUGCCUGGAGGUUACGGAGUGAUGGGUGACGAUGGCUCUAUGGAUUACAGUGUUCAUGAGGCCUGGAAUGAAGCCACCAAUGUUUACUUGGUAGUGAUCCUUGUUAGCUUUGUUCUCUUCAUGUAUGCCAAGAGGAACAAAAGGAAAAUUAUGAGGAUCUUCAGUGUGCCGCCUACAGCAGAAACUUUAUCAGAGCCCAGCUUUUAUGACACAAUAAGCAAAAUUCGUUUAAGACAGCAACUGGAAAUGUAUUCCAUUUCAAGGAAGUAUGACUAUCAGCAGCCACAAAACCAAACUGACAGUGUGCAACUCUCAUUGGAAUGAAAUGACAGAAAAUGAACAACAUAAGUAAUUGUUCAACCGUCUGGUAGCAAGCUCCUAAAAAGACUAAAUUAUGAACAGCAUUUUUUUUUAAAUCCUGUCUCCAUAAAAUCAUUCUACUUGUGACUUUUCCCCAGUUUUUUGUGUUUUGUUUUGCUUUUUUAAAUUACAUCACCAUUUGUUAUACAAAUUUUUUAUAAAGUCUCAAAAGCCAUGGACACAGAGAGUCUGAAUAUACUUAGGAAGAUAGAACAUAACCGGAAAUGGUGAUUUUUACCUUGUGAAGACCUUUGAUUUCUUCAGGAUACGAUCAGUCAGGAAUAAACAUACAUCUUUGGAGGUGAGAAUCUGGAGCUUAGGCCACUUUGAACAUUUUUGCAAAAUUAAAAAGUAAAAAUCCAUUCAUUGGAAUAACAUCCUCUUCAGUUGUAUUCUGUGAUGAAUGUAAUACGAAUAAUGGACGAAUUUGUGUUCUUACUGCUGUCGUUACCACACUCGAAUUGAAUUACCUAUCUUUGUUCUUCAGAACUUACACGGAAGACUGUCUUUUCUGCUAUCCUAAUGAAACAAACCCAUCUGCUAAUCAUGGAAGCUUCCUGUGAUUGGAAUGUUUUCCUUCAUUGUGUUCCCGGGAGUUUGUUUGCAUUUUUUUUUUUAAUCCUAUGAUUUCAUUUCCACCAGAAGAGUCUUCUUUGGAGCAUGCUGGAGCCAUGCUGCCAAAUAAAUGGGCACCUCUCUACUGGUGUGAGCACCUUGCUUUUUUGAUCAUGUAACUCUCAAGUUUAAUGUCACUGUCUGGGUACUUACACUUGUUUAGCAUAAUAAGCCUCCCUGAAGACUCUCAUAUCUUGUGGCACUUUGUGGCGUAUAUUGAAAUGUUUCUACCUAAUUUUUCACAUUUAUUUAAAUAAAAGUUGGUGGGAGGUAGUAACAAGGAAGCUUCGCUGUCCACUUAACUGUCCAAGAAUUAGUUUUUGAAUCAAAACUACUCUUAAUUUUAAGAGUAAAUAUUCCAAGCACUGUUUCCUUUUCUCUUUAUAAUUGUGAAGUAAAGAACAUAAAUUUUAAAUGAAAAGGUUGAGACCAAAUAAAAUUAUUGAGGGAAAUUGCAUUUGCUUUUAUAUUUUGAUUAUAUUAUUCAGAAAUGUCUGUCUUGUACAAAGUGAGUUGUUGACAAAACAAUAAUUCUUGACUCACAAAUGAGCUUGAAUGCACUGCCAAUACAUAGAAUAAAAAACUGACUAUAGGAUUGUAAACAGUUAUAAUUAUGGGCUGGGGGUAGCAGAGCAGGAAGGAGAUGAUCUUCUAAAACUUGGCUUUGCUCUUGGGAAAACUACCGUGUAUUUCUGUGAGCAGGAAACGCAAUCAGGAGCAGAAGCAGUUUACAUAUGUCACUGACAUGUUUCACAAUCUGGACAAAUUACCAAAACUGGCUAUUUCGGAUGACUUGUAAAAAUAGUGGACAUAAAUAAAGGUAAAUCACAGUGAAA
Hyaena hyaena (striped hyena) is the source of this 1959-nucleotide messenger RNA. RefSeq names its product small integral membrane protein 19 (gene SMIM19). Bases 149 to 472 code for a protein of 107 amino acids. The transcript is spliced from 4 exons. Lineage: Eukaryota; Metazoa; Chordata; Mammalia; Carnivora; Hyaenidae. The record is from RefSeq and is a predicted model, not a curated record.